AUGCGGCAUCCUUUCUCUUGCACCUGGCUUCUUGUGAUCGCAGAUGAAUGCUUGGCUCUUCAGAACACGGACUCGUUACAAUGCGCGGCCUCUUGGCGCUUGGUCUCCAGAGCCCUUUAUGGAGGUCAUUUCAUAUCGGGCACUAUGUUUCGAAAGCACUACAGCGAUCUUUUGGACAUGCUGAAGAUGUUGAGGAGCUCCAUUCCUUUGCGAGCUGAGUUCGUCCAGGCGUAUUUUGCAGCGUACUUGAUCAGCUACGUGCGCCCGCAGCGCUCGUGGUCCACCGAACUCGUUCCGCUGAGUAUCCCAGCCUCAGUGCAAGCCAGCUAUUCAGAGGUCUUGGACGAGUGUCGUGGGCGAGGAGCGCAAAACUUUGUGAAGGUCCUGGCUCGGAUGCGUUGUUUGUUGAGCACUUCCUUGCAGCAAGACGCACUCCCUCUUAGCCAAGCUGUUUGGACUACAGUGCAAAAGCUGAGGGCGGAAGGUCGCCGGCCCUUGGUUUUUGCUUCCACGGAGCGAGAGGCAGAAGCUUUGGUGCGGCACAUCGCUUGCGCCAGACGCUUCAGACGGAGUCAUCCCAAGCACUGCAAAGGCUGCGAUCUUUGCAGGAACUUCAAUAAGCAUCUUAGCUCAACACUCCAAAUUAGAAGUCCGUCAGGCUCAGAAUCUCAGGAAGAGCUGCUGAUUUUCACCGUGGGCGCUGACUCAGCUGGAUUGAAUCUGCAAUCCCUGGGAGAUGCAUUGGUUCUGCGAAGCGGACACAUGAAGAGGCAGAGCCGUGGCCGUUUUGAAGACAUACGAACAGCCUACUUGGAUUAUCCUGAGUUCUCUUCGGGCGUGCAGGGAGGCCUGUCCUUGAAGCCUCCAAAGAUGCCAGACAACCAGUUCCCACAGCUGACUCCUUACAAGCGUCUUGAUGCAGAGCGGCUCCUGGAGUUCUAUCGCACGAAGGCACUGGGCAUCUGGAAAGAGGAAUUGCAAAGGGCAAGCGGGGCAGAGAAACCCCUGGCGAUGACCUACGAGAGGUGCUUUCCCAGCUUGGUUGAUGACCUCUGCAGCGCUGGGGCUGGACUCAUGCCGGAAGAUGACGGAAAGCUUCACCCUCUUAGUCUGGCUACAGCAAGUGAGCUGGUUGAGUUGGCUGUCAUGGCACCUCUGAUGUUCAGCGACCUGACCGCUGGAUCUUGUGCCAAGCAAGGUUUUUGCUACCAAUGCCUCGAUGGGAAAGGGCGCGGUGCCAUUUUUAGCUCUGGACUUCAUGACGAGAAGGUUGGGCUUCUUUGGCGUGGCUUCGACAAGCGGACUGGCUACACCAGACCGGCCUUCCAAGCCUUUCUUGCUCUUCCUCAACUUUGUGGUGCUCUUUGUCAAAAAUGGCCUGGCUUCACCAUGGAGGCCUUCAAGGAGGCAGUCGUGGCAUCUUGUGCUUUUGGAAGUAUUCACCAGAAGGAGUUUGAGUUCCGAUUGUUGGUCAUCUACCUGGGCGCAGAGGAAGGUGGAUUUGAAGGGCUCGACUGCGUGUUUGUGAACGACCUCUUGGCCGCGCUUGAAGUCCGGUCGGCUGCGUCUCCUCAGAGUUUGCUGCACGCCGCCCUGAUUCACGUCGGAUACCUCGUUCAGAAUGAUGAUCGGUUCAGGCACGUGGUGCAGUUGAUUGGUCCGCCCACCGCCAUUUUAGAGCUCCUGGGCAAGGGAAGGCCUGAUCCCUUCACCACCUUGGUCCAGACUGUAUGCCAUCAGCAGCUCAGCGUGAAGGUUUGCCAGGGCAUGUUUCAACGCUUGCUGAGUCUUUGUGGUAACAGGGACUCCAAGAUACUGCACCCUGAGCAAGUGCUGCAGGAGUCACCAGACAAGAUUAGAGAAGUGGCCAAGCUCUCGUAUCGAAAGAUCCAAUAUAUUCAGGGGAUUGCUCAGCGCUUCUUAGAUGGCACGUUAAAUAGUGAGAUCUUUGACCAGGCCUCUGACCAAGAAGUACGUGAGCGCAUGAUGCAGCUUCCGGGCAUCGGCGAGUGGACCUUGGAAAUGUUCUUGAUCUUCCAACUACACCGGCACGGAGGGAUCCCAUUCGGCGACGUGGCCAUCCAAAGUGCCAUGAAGCUCAUUUACAACAUUGCUCCGCCUGCAGAGCUCACCACGAAGAACGAGGUCUCAUGGAUGCCAAGCAAAGCGCAAAUGGAGCCUUUCGCCAUGCGCUGGGGACCCUUUGGUAGCAUCGCAUCGCUUUACUUGCUGCGGGUUGCAGACAAUGUCAAUGCCAUUUUUCUGCCUCUUGGCACAACAAGAAUCCGGGCAUUGUCUCCAAGGGUUCGUUUGAACCAGCGAGGAAGAUCAAAAGCUAGAUUGGUGCCAUUGUCCUGA
Messenger RNA from Durusdinium trenchii, 2358 nucleotides. Lineage: Eukaryota; Dinophyceae; Suessiales; Symbiodiniaceae. The record is from the annotation of a GenBank genome assembly.